This is a messenger RNA of Spirometra erinaceieuropaei, 2776 nucleotides long. The record is from the annotation of a GenBank genome assembly. NCBI's taxonomy places the organism in Eukaryota, Metazoa, Platyhelminthes, Cestoda, Diphyllobothriidea, Diphyllobothriidae.
AUGAAUGCCCAAAGCCUCAUAUCGAAAUUAGACGAACUAAAACUUUGCCUUGCCGAGCUGUCUCCAGAUGUUUUAGCAGUAACUGAGACCUGGCUGUCCGGGAAUAUUAGCGAUAACGAAGUAGCCUUGCCUGAAUACCAAAUUUAUCGGAGGGACAGGGAACAUCGUCAGGGUGGUGGUGUCGUUGUGUAUGUGAAUGACGGUCUGGCAGUGUCGGAUAACACAACCAAGUAUGCGUGCAGUAAGGAAGCUGUCUGGUUGACCAUCAAGGCUACCGGUUCCCCGUGUCUCGAUAUCCUCACUGUCUACCGACCACCUAGGACAGACCGAAUCGCCGACACUCAACUAUUGGAGCAGUUGGAGAAAUUUUCCAGUCGACCUAACAUCAUGAUCAUGGGCGACUUCAACGCACCAGGAACAAACUGGAAUACCCUCCAAGCGUCAGGUCCAAAAUCGGCAUUCGAUUACCGCCUGUUGAGCAAAACAUUAAGUGCGUGCCUCACACAACAUGUAAUGUCCCCAACGAGAACACGUGAAGGGCAAAGGGCAAACUGCCUGGAUCUGGUCUUUACGAAAACACCAGACAGCAUAGACGAGAUCGCCUCCAUGCCGCCCCUUGGCCGAAGUGAUCACGUAGUGCUCAUGUGGGAUUAUUCGUUAUUCUCCAUUUCACAUACUCCAGACCACAAAAGGUGUAAUGUUUGGUGGGGCGACUUCAAUCAGAUGAGGGCAGACUUAUCCGGUCUUGACUGGGGCUCUUUGUUUACGGGAAGUGCCAACGAUGACUGGGAGCUGUUCAAGAAUGUCCUUCUGCAGCUCAUCAACAACCACUGCCCACUGACUAGUGUAAGACUGAACAAACGCCCUGGGUGGCUAAAUAGCAACCUCAAGAAAGAAAUAAACAGGAAGCACAAAUUGUGGAGAAAAUACUGCGUCACUAGACAAGCUGAAUGCUUCAACACCUACAAGACACAGAGGAACAAACUGAGGAAGCUGAUAAUGCAGACGCGGCGGGAAUUCGAGAAGAACUUGUUACAAAAAGCAACGUAGAACCCAAAAUUGCUCUACAGCUACCUCCGACGAACUACAAGGAACAGGCAUCAAAUCCCUUGAUAAAGACUACUGAUGGCGUUGAGAUCGCUGAUAGUAGGGAUAAAGCUGCGUAUUUUUCCAACCAGUCUACACAAACGAGGCAAGGUUCCUUCCUCCCUCCACAGAAGAACUGCCGACUCCAAGCGUCAGUGAUAUACUCUUCUCAGAAGGCAUUGUCCGAAGAGAAUUAGAGGCAUUGAACGAAUCGAAGUCGCCAGGACCAGACGAGAUUCCACCCAAGCUUCUGAAGGAACUUGCCAGUGAGCUCUCUGUGCCUUUGUCGAUGCUCUUUCAAACGUCAUUUGACACUGGAACACUUCCUGUCGAUUGGAAGCUGGCGCAUAUUACUCCGCUACACAAAGGAGGUAACAGGGCAGCGACGACAAAUUACAGGCCCAUAAGCUUGACAUGCAUUCUCUGCAAAGUUAUGGAAAGGAUCAUAAAGACUGAACUGAUGCAAUUCCUGGAAGUUCACGGCCUGCUAUCGAAAUGCCAACAUGGGUUCCGAAAAGGAAGAUCCUGCACGACAAACCUGCUGCAAUCUCUCCAGAGCUGGACCCGAGCUCUCGACGACAGGCACGAGGUCCACAUAGCCUUCAUCGACUUCCAGAAGGCUUUCGACACUGUGCCACACCAAAGGCUCUUACAUAAGCUGAAAAAAAUAGGGAUCGCUGGCAACUUCCUUAAAUGGAUCGAAAACUUCCUUGUGGGUCGACACCAGGUUGUGUGCGUCGGUCGGGGAAAAUCAGAUCCGGCUAUGGUCGAUAGUGGUGUCCCCGAGGGUUCAGUUCUGGGACCCACUUUGUUCCUUAUCUACGUGGACGAUGCCGCAAGAGAUUUAGACUGUGAAGUAGUAAUGUUUGCGGAUGACAUGAACAUAUGGAGUGUAAUUCGGGGUUCUGCCGAUGAAGACAGACUGCAGAUGAACCUGAAUAGGUUGGAGGAGUGGUCAAACCGUUGGCUCCUGCGGUUCAACGUUGCCAAAUGUAGCAUACUGCGCCUAGGCAACACAGCCAGAUCCGCCAGCACAAGAGGCUACUUUCUGGGCGGUGCAGCCCUACAAGAGGUCGAAGCCCAAAGGGACCUCGGUGUGCUUACGACGAGUUCCCUAAAACCAUCCGCCCACUGUUCGAGGGUGGCAAAAAGCGCAAUGUCCGUACUGUACGCCAUCAAGCGUGCGUUUAUGGACUUUGACGAAGAAGCUUUCUCUAAGACAUUCGGAACAUUCGUCCGGCCGCAUUUAGAGUACGGCAUACAAGCUUGGAGGCCGUGGGCUGUUUUGGAUCAAAACUGCCUCGAAAGAGUCCAGAGGAGAGCCACGAAGAUGGUAAGUGGUCAAAGCUCCUUUCCUUAUGCAACCCGCCUAGUAAAUCUGCACCUCUUUCCUUUGAGUUACAGGCAACUUCGCGGAGAUCUCUUGCAAGCCUUCCGCAUUGUUAAGGAGUUGGAUUGCAGUCUGGCCUUCGAGGACUUUUUUGAAUUUGCUACCACGACCAACCUCCGAGGUCACCCGUUAAAACUGCGCACUCAACAGGUACGGCUGGAUGUGCGGAAGUUCUCCUUCUCCGUUCGGGUGGUCAAACCAUGGAAUGAGCUUCCCGCAGAUGUUGUGAUGUCACCAUCUAUACAAAGUUUUAAGAAGAAUCUGGACAUAUUUAUGUUCCGAAAUGACCAAGAGCGAUGA